Molecule: messenger RNA, 2102 nt
Organism: Suillus plorans
Lineage: Eukaryota; Fungi; Basidiomycota; Agaricomycetes; Boletales; Suillaceae
Exons: 10
Coding region: 246-2024 (592 amino acids)
Source: RefSeq, a predicted model, not a curated record
UUUCAGUUCCCCGCACAUCGUCUCCGCUGGAUGAGCAUGUAGAUGAGGGAGCAAACGUCUGGGCAGACCAUAUCUCCCCUUCAGUUUCGCCUCCCCUUCCACCUGCGUCAGCACCUCCACCUGCGCCAGCGCCUGCUCCUGCUCCUGUCACCGAAUUCGACCCACUUGCCAAUCGCCCAGCAGCAUCCAAAGUAGCGAAAACCACUUCCCGUCCUCGGGGUUCAUCGGUCUCCUCCGCGCAGGUGAUGGCACAGCGACAACCGAGCCGGAAGCCAAGCUCGACCUUCCAGCCUCGUGAGCGGGAGAUCAUUGGUACUACAUACACUUGGAGUAGUCCGAACAGUGAAUUCAACCAAAGCAAGGCAAGCCUGGCAAUACAUUCGGAGGACCCGUUCGCAGAUUCGGGCCCGCGCGCUCCGGGCUACCAUCUCUACCCCCCUCAACAGCCGGCUGACCUUGCAUCGCCCAUUGUUCACGAUCAUUUUGACCCUCGAUCACCACGAGAUGAAAGCAUGAUAGCUCCUGCUGAACCAGUGGCGGUACCACUACCUGCCCUGCAUGAAGUCAUGCUUUCCCACUCCGUUCGGCAAGUCUCUUCAGGCUACACCUCGAGCGACGGGGCUAGUACUGGGUACAUCCCGAGCAGAGACAUACCCAUAGAAACGAACGAGCGUCUCCCCUUGAUCAUUCGCCAAGGUCGCCCGUCUACGCCUCCCAUCGUGACCACGUUUUCGCAGCCCAGCCCAGAGAUAGAAUCUUAUCAUCCACAUGCCUUCGGUGUCAGCCACCCCACUCCACAGCGAGCCCAGCCUGCUCGUCUCGAUGGCAAUGGCUCCGCACAUACUUAUUCGUAUGGGUCAGUGUCCAGACCGUAUGCUGGCCGUGGAUGGAUAGAGCAGGCGCUACCUCACGGUGCCAAAUACUUUGUGAAUCCGCGUGUUCAGGCUACGACCGAUAUUGAUCUUCGCAACUUGGCUAAGUUGGAAGCGGUUAUGUCGGUUGUGGAAAUGGCCGGUAGUGCCCCUGAAGGAUGUGAAAUGUGGGUCAGAGAAGGUCCCGCUGUGAAGAGAGGUUGGAGGAGACAGAAGGUGACUGGAGGGCCGGUUAUCAGUUGGAUAGACCAUCGAAUCCGCAGAGUCUCGAGUGAUAUCCCUAGUGUUGAUGGAAUUAUCUUCUCUGGGGAAGAUGACAGACUUGAUGACGAAUACAGAUACUGGUCAUUUGUGGAGACUCACCCCGCGCAUAUUUCAUUGCCGCCAAGUGCUCGGCAGGAAGCUCUGGACGCUCUUCAUUGGUCUUACACAGACCCAUUGUUGGCACAUCCUCAGCCAAUCCCUCCUCCCUUCACCCAGGAGGAGUGUCACAAGUUGUUAGGCCAUCUUAAUGACCCCAACCUGCGGUCAACUACAACACAUACGCGGAUGAUCGCCCGUAUCUUGCUUCGCGUCGCUCACUGGCGUCAAAUGCACUUCCGACCACACAAGCCUCUUCCCCACGAUGUCCCUGUCAUGCGACGCCCCAUACGACGCGUUCCUGUAGGUCGCAUGAUUGUCGAUAUCAUUACUGGUAUUCUCUGCCUCGGUAUUCCAUUCUUCCUCGUUGACCGGUCAAACUAUGGUGGCCACAUUGACUUGGAGGGCAACGUCGUGUCUAAUUCUGGUGGUCCUUUGUUCCUGGCUGGUGCUUGUGCAUGUCUAGUUGCCGCUGUCAUCCUCAGUGCUUCUGUGACACUCAUGACAUUACCUGGUCUGAGUGGUAUCGCACGCAUGUCAGGUCUCGUCGCCAUCAUGUGCUCAGUAUUGAGUAUGAUCACCUCGUUCAUUUCCAUCAUACGUCAGAAGACGGAAUUAGCGCACGGAACGCCCACAUCGGGCUCCGAAGGAUUUGUACUUCUCUCUCGCCGAAGUGUCCUCCUAUCUCUCCCACUUGUAUUCCUAGCCUACUCUGUCGCAGGCUUCAUCACUGGCGUUGUUAUCUACUCAUUCAACGGAAUAGCGAAAGGCUCUCUACCACAGGUACAUUGAUGACUGCAGUCAUAGUUAGCGCUCGGGAUCUUAGCUGGUGUUGCCAGAUCCAGUGCUUAUGGCUUCUUUCAAUGUCUA